Erythranthe guttata (spotted monkey flower) is the source of this 1566-nucleotide messenger RNA. RefSeq names its product increased DNA methylation 2. Lineage: Eukaryota; Viridiplantae; Streptophyta; Magnoliopsida; Lamiales; Phrymaceae. The record is from RefSeq and is a predicted model, not a curated record. Gene Ontology annotation, cellular component: nucleus.
GGUGCAAAGUGCAAAAAUGAUGUAAUUUAAGGGUGCAAAGUGCCAAAAACCCAUGAUUAGGCAGUGAUUAGUAAAGUGGCAUUCGUGGCAGUGCAUGAUGGAAUUGCUUCUCUCUCUACUUUCAACACUCCUCUACUUCCUUUUUAUCUCUCUCUCUCUCUAACUGGGAAAUUCUAACCCAUUAGGCGCUGUCUUUGUCUUUGAAAUCUGGUGAAAUUUGUUCUUCCUCUCUCUAUUUAGUACCCGAUUCCCUACUUCAUUUCUAGGUUUUGUUCACCCUGUCAAGUUUAAAAAAUGGACAACGUGUCUGGUGCCGAUGAUCAAUAUUUUCUAGUCCAUUUUAUCAUGGGAACCUAUUUUGGUCCUGAUAUAAACGGAUGUAAACCCCACAAGUCAGCUCUGCAAAGACGUGCCGAAAAUCUCCCACAAUACAAUGCAAAUGACUUGGCUGGUUCAUCUAUACAAACAACGUUGUUGGAAAGUGUGUAUUACUUUAUCCUAAGAAAGGCCGAACAAUCUCUUGUCUUGAAGCAACCUUUCUUGCUCCAAUACAUUAAUGGCGGCACUCUUCCAAAUUCUUCUGCUGCAACUUACCCUAAGUUCGAUGAUCUCUUUCCUUGUAAGCUGCACAUGAUCCGCUCUCAAUUUAUGAUUGACAACAUUGUCUUCAUAAAUAACCCGGAAAUCUAUUACAUUAAGCCGCACGAUAUUGAACGGUUUAAGAGGCUGACAGGGUUGGGAGAUUUACUUGUUGAUAGGGAGAGUGCAGUGGUCCACAUAUUUGAGGACGAGAGUGCGACUUUGUACAAUGUCAAAGUGCAAGAAACAUCAUCAAACGUUGACCUUCAAUAUGUGAAGUAUUUUCCAUGCGGGAACACAUAUCUUGAUGUUGGUGGUAAUGAAGAGUCGAAUUCUGCGUGCAAUGUGGGUCAUAGUUCGAUAGUGGUGUCAGAAUCUGAAGAGGGUGUGGAUCAGGGUAUGAUAUUCCUUCCGUCUUGCCCUUCGAGGGAAGAGUGGAAUAAUCUAGCGGCUAAUAUUAAAUGUGGUUUUGCUUUGACUGGAAGUGCUGCAAGGGGACACCUUGGACCCGUUUUAGGACUUAUGGAUAUCGGGGAGUCGGAAGAUUCUUAUCUUUUUCGUGUGUCGCUUCCUGGCGUGAAAAGGGAUGAAAGAGAUUUUAGGUGUGAAGUAGAGAGUGAUGGUACAGUGAUGAUAAAAGGAGUGACGGUGAGUGGUGAAAGAGUGGUUAAGAAAUACGCACAGGUAUUUGAGAUGCAAACACAGAAUCUAUGUCCGCCAGGUCACUUCUCAAUAUCUUUUAAACUUCCGGGACCAGUUGACCCUCUCCAAUUUCACGGCACUUUUGCCACUGAUGGUAUUCUUGAAGGUAUUGCACUUAAACCAACCUACUAACUACUUUUUUUUUUGAGCUCUCAUGCUGCUGCUAUUUUGUCACAAUCGAUCGAUCGAUCUUGUUUAGAUGUUUGGAUUUCUUUGAUGUAUUGUAACUAUAUAUAUAUAAUUAUGAUCUAAAAACAUUUUGACACUUUUCGGUUCUUUUUGUAA